AUGUCCAACAUCAUGAUGUCGCCACCAGCAUCAUCUGGGCAGCGCCCUCGGCGGUGUCGAGGCAGCCUUGAAUACGAACAGCGUCGUCCCGCUGCCGACGAGCUACUGGACGCCCCCGUCAACUGGGAUACUGUUGACUACGUCAUCGACUGCGUCGUGUGGGCGGUGAGCUACGCUUGCUACGAUGGUGAGACGUGGCUCGCCCCAAUGCUCAAGACGGCCUUCUUCUGCGACUUUGCGCAAAGCAUCAUCCGACGAUCCGGAGUGCCCGUACCUGUGAUUCUGACCUGCCUCGCCUAUGUGGAGAAGGCAUCGCGUGUCAUGGAGCCUAUGCCCAUUGACUGGGCUUGCGAGCGUGUAUUUCUUGGAGCACUCUUGUUGGCGGCAAGGAGUACGGCUGAAUACCGCCACUACGACGACUCGUGGUGGGCGCGACUUACAGGUGUACUCUCGGCCAGCGAUGUCGGCAACAUCGACUACGACUUCCGCCAGCUGAUAGGAUACGACUUCCAAGUGCAUGAGCACGAUGUCAUCAAGCACUGCGACGCGAUUGUGGACCGCUGUGGACAGCAAGCCGGCUACUGGUCGAACCCGCCAUUCGCAGAGGACAGGCUGCGGUAUACACAGCAUGCGUCCCCUAUGGGCUCUCGGUACGCAUAUCCCUCCAGCGGCUCGUCCACGAACACUGGCUGCGCCUCUUUGGGCUCUUACUGGAACACAUGUCCAGUCCAUCCCGGCAGCCACGCGUCACCUUCUGCCGUAGGAGACUGGUAUCGCGACGAGGUGGCGGAACCCAUGUCCACGUCACAACUCCCGCCAUUCAGAUACCCAGAGCUCCCGGAUACAGAACAGCUCCCGCCUAUCAGGGAUCUGUUGCCGCCGCACAUCAAAAAUCUCCUUCCACCUGGGCCAUCCGAGUAUCCUCGACUGCCACAUGAAGUCCCACAAAACGUCGCUCGGACCCCCGACGAACAUCCGGGAUUACUUUUCAAAGUGGAGUCGCCAUCGUUCUGCACACUCUACUAG
Messenger RNA from Rhodofomes roseus, 1026 nucleotides. RefSeq lists its product as uncharacterized. The coding region runs from base 1 to 1026 and encodes 341 amino acids. Lineage: Eukaryota; Fungi; Basidiomycota; Agaricomycetes; Polyporales; Fomitopsidaceae. The transcript is spliced from 3 exons. The record is from RefSeq and is a predicted model, not a curated record.